CCGCCGAGCCCCCCGGGCCGGGCUUGCAGCUGCUCAUGGAGAAAGUGCCGGGUGAGAUGGAGAUCGAGCGCAGGGAACGGAGCGAGGAGCUGUCCGAGGCGGAGAGGAAGGCGGUGCAGGCGACGUGGGCCCGGCUCUAUGCCAACUGCGAGGACGUGGGGGUGGCCAUCCUGGUGAGGUUCUUUGUGAACUUCCCAUCGGCCAAGCAAUACUUCAGUCAGUUCAAGCAUAUGGAAGAGCCUCUGGAAAUGGAGCGGAGCCCCCAGCUGCGGAAGCAUGCCUGCCGGGUCAUGGGAGCCCUCAACACGGUCGUGGAGAACCUGCAUGACCCUGACAAGGUGUCCUCUGUGCUGGCCCUCGUGGGCAAAGCUCACGCUCUCAAGCACAAGGUGGAGCCUGUCUACUUUAAGAUCCUCUCUGGGGUCAUUCUGGAGGUGAUCCAGGAGGAGUUUGCUAAUGACUUCCCCCCUGAGACGCAGAGAGCCUGGGCCAAGCUGCGUGGCCUCAUCUACAGCCACGUGACCGCUGCCUACAAGGAAGUGGGCUGGGUACAGCAGGUCCCCAACGCCGCCAUCCCACCGGCUACAGUGCCCUCUUCGGGGCCUUAGGACCCCCUCCCACCUGCCCCCUUCCCUGGCAGCACCUUGAGCAGAAGGCUGAGUU
This is a messenger RNA of Chrysochloris asiatica (Cape golden mole), 663 nucleotides long. RefSeq names its product cytoglobin (gene CYGB). The coding region runs from base 36 to 608 and encodes 190 amino acids. NCBI's taxonomy places the organism in Eukaryota, Metazoa, Chordata, Mammalia, Afrosoricida, Chrysochloridae. Gene Ontology annotation, molecular function: iron ion binding; oxygen binding; heme binding. Gene Ontology annotation, biological process: oxygen transport. The transcript has 4 exons. The record is from RefSeq and is a predicted model, not a curated record.